AUGGCCAGAACCAGAGAAGAGGCGACAUCUGCCUCUGCAGACGCACCUGCCCGAAGGGCAUCCCGCGCCAGCGCUGAUGGCGUGAGCAAACCAGAGGCCGGUGGUCGAGCACGUGGAAGACCCCGAUCAGAUAAACCACCAAAGGAGCCUACUGGUCGGCCGCGUGGAAGACCGAGGCUAAAUAAGCCGCCAAAGGAACCUAGUGGACGUCCAAGAGGCCGCCCCAAGGGUAGCGGCAAGAAGCCCGGGGAGAAGAAAACGCCAACCAAGACAACGGCUGCGGGAGCCGGAUCACGCGGUCGCCCACGCAAGCUUGGGGGAGAGGCGGCCGCACUGGCGAAGACUCCAACUCCCAAGUCUAAGAAGGGACGGGGCCGGCCAAGAAAAUCAGGCGACGCGACACUUGUUGCCGAAGCCGAGACGGUCGAGGAGGCGAAGCACGCGGCAGAGGAGCUGGAGGCAGCAGCGGAGGAGGGCAUGGACGUGGACGCGCCGGAGGCCGGGAUCAGAGGAGACGCUGAGGACGUCGAGGACUCCGAAGAUGCUGAAGGCGAUGACGAAGCUCUCGACAGUGAGUAG
Molecule: messenger RNA, 579 nt
Organism: Metarhizium acridum CQMa 102
Lineage: Eukaryota; Fungi; Ascomycota; Sordariomycetes; Hypocreales; Clavicipitaceae
Biological process (GO): regulation of DNA-templated transcription
Cellular component (GO): nucleus; chromatin
Molecular function (GO): DNA binding
Source: RefSeq, a predicted model, not a curated record